CGUCUGUAUUGUAUAAGAUAAGAUAAGAGACGUUUUUGCAUUGAGCGUUUUUUUUUCUCUUUACAAAUGAAUAAUAAUUUAAGAUUAUAGUUUAGCGAAUGGCAUAAAGAGUGAAGGAGAGAGUGAGCGAGAGAUUUCUGAAAGAGCAAGGUUUCAUUAUUCUAACAUAUACCAUAUACUCUUGACAUCAAAUACUAUUUUUUAAUGCUCUGAAUGAUAAAAUGAUCAGACGAAUUUUCAUUUCAACCUCAAAUUUCACAAAAUUCUCCACCAAGCAUGCAAGUAUUGAAUGUACUCAGAUAUUCAAGCAUAUAUGUCAGCCAUGCCUUAAAGAGGUCGGCAAUUUUAAAUCAUUAACAACCAAAUCUUUUCAUAAUGCAAACUUCACUGACUUCCUGGAUCUCAAAUGCAAGAGAAAUGGCCACAUCUUCCAGAAUUGGUUUCAUAGCAGCAGCAGACAACGCAUGCCUCUCCCACCUGUUUUAGUACUGCUUAUUAAACCUCUUGCUAAAAUUGGAGCAGCUGUUACUGGAAGAUCUGUUAGACUUUGGUUCCGACGGCUCAGCCCUGAACAAAAGAGUAGAAUAACAUCAAAUAUAAAACGCAGGUGGUAUAUUUUUGCAGGAUGUGGAGCUGCGUUGGUUGGAGGAUCUAUACUUUUCUAUGUGAGUCAUUUAGAAGAAACACCUGUCACAGGACGUCAGAGAUUUAUAAUCUUUACUCAAGAGCAGAUCAACAAAAUUUCUGAUUCCGAAGCUAAAAUGAUAGAAGAAGUUUAUCAGGAAAAAUACUAUACAAAAACAGAUGCUCCAUACCUGCGUGUUCUGCAUGUGGCUAAAAGACUAGUAGAAGCCAAUCCAGAACUUCAGCCAUUUGAUAAAUGGACCAUAAAUGUUGUUAAGGACCCACUUGUAAAUGCCUUUGUAUUGCCAAAUGGUCAUAUGUUUGUAUUUGAUGGUAUAUUACAGCUGGCAAACACACAAGAUCAAUUAGCUAUUAUUUUAGGACAUGAGAUGGCUCACAAUGUUUUGGGUCAUGGAAUUGAAGAGCUGAGCUAUGGUAGAAUUUUAGAUGUGUUUAUAAUUUCCUGCAUAGCUGCAUUGUGGUUUGUUAUACCAAUUGACUCUAUAGCUGUUAUAUCACACUGGCUUUCGGGUAAAGUUAUCCAAAUAACCACAAAACUACCACACAGUCGACAGAUGGAGAAAGAAGCAGACAAAGUGGGUUUGAAAUUUGCAUCCAGAGCUUGCUAUGAUGUUCGUGAAGGCUCUGUACUGUGGCAGAAGAUGGACUAUAAUCAGAAACUUCUGGAAAACAAUCUUGAAGGUAAACUACCUGAAUGGAUCCAGACUCAUCCUGACAGUUUAAAAAGAGCAAGACAUUUAGACUUCCUUCUUCCCCAGGCUGAAGAAUGGAGAAAGGAAAUGAAAUGCCCAGCAUUGCCAGAUAAAGACCCAAGAGAUUGUUUUAAAAUAAUAUCACAAGACAUCGAAAAUGCAUUGUUAGCUUCUAAAACUGGACAAAAUCUCAAUAAAGUUCCACAAAAAUCCUCAAUUUUUCAUAAGUAAAUUUAUUACUACCAAAUGAUAAUAAAAGUCAUUUAAUUUAAAAAAAAAAAAAAAAAAAAAAGAACUAUUUUGUAAAAAUUCAUGGCUAUAUCCUAAUAUGUUUGCUCAGCAAUUAAAUUGCUUGAACUAUUUUUAUAGUUAAGAAAAACAAUUUUUUUGCAAAUUGAAUGUGUUAUUAUUUUUUUUUACAGAAUCUGAACUAAAAAAUGGUUCAUGUUAUAUUAUAAUUGGAUUUAAAAGCUCAUAGACUAAGGAAUCAAUCUUUUUUAUAUUAAUUUUGUGAUAAUAUUUUUUUUUAAAAGGUGAAUUGUUUUUGUGUAAUAUUGCUUAUAGAAACAAGUGAACUUUACCUUGCACAUUGUUACUUUAAUGAAUUUUGGAUCUCUAUAGAAGGAAUGCUAGAUUUCAUUGCUGUAACUCUGUAUAUAUUAGUUUGACUAAAUUAUUAUCUCAGUUCAUUGAUUUCCCUAUACAAAUUUAAUGUGAUAUUUUUUAAAUCUUUGAACCAAACAUGUUUUCAACCAUUUACUUUAUCAAUCAUAUAUUUUUAAUUUCUAGCAGAAUUUAAUGACUAAAUAAAUGAAUUAAAUUUUGUUAUUAGGCUCACAAUUUCUUAAAGAUUAUUGUAAAAUCUUUUUUAUUGUUGCUUUAAGUGCCUUGGCUUAUUUCUAAUAGGUCACAUACAACAGUGUUUAAAUAUACAGGCAUAUUAAUGUUAAUGAAUUAAUUCUUAAGAUUAGAUCUACUUGAAAAGCAAAUUCAUUGCAAGAAUCAAAUGUUACUAAUGCAUAUCAUAAAAAACAAUGAUUUCUAUAAUUCUGAAAUUUUUCGCUGUUUAUCUUUCAUUCUUGAAAAAGGCAUUAAUGAUUAUAAAAUAUGUUACAAGAGCAGAACUUGUGUAUGACUAGUUAGAGAUGUUAUUAGAUUAUUUUAGGAAAUCUGAAAUUGUGUUUUGCCAAACAUUUGUGUGUAAACUUUUGUUUUGAAACUAUUCUAUAGGUUUAGAUUAUUUUUUAUGUGAUAUAACUUGAAGAAUACAUUUCUAAGAACUUCA
Molecule: messenger RNA, 2622 nt
Organism: Biomphalaria glabrata
Lineage: Eukaryota; Metazoa; Mollusca; Gastropoda; Planorbidae
Product: metalloendopeptidase OMA1, mitochondrial-like
Exons: 9
Coding region: 222-1568 (448 amino acids)
Biological process (GO): protein quality control for misfolded or incompletely synthesized proteins; mitochondrial protein processing
Cellular component (GO): mitochondrial inner membrane
Molecular function (GO): metalloendopeptidase activity
Source: RefSeq, a predicted model, not a curated record